Messenger RNA from Arabidopsis thaliana (thale cress), 1501 nucleotides. RefSeq names its product RNA recognition motif (RRM)-containing protein. Lineage: Eukaryota; Viridiplantae; Streptophyta; Magnoliopsida; Brassicales; Brassicaceae. Bases 70 to 1128 code for a protein of 352 amino acids. Gene Ontology annotation, molecular function: RNA binding; nucleic acid binding; metal ion binding. Gene Ontology annotation, cellular component: nucleoplasm. The transcript has 5 exons. Gene Ontology annotation, biological process: mRNA splicing, via spliceosome. The record is from RefSeq and is marked reviewed.
CUCAGGCUAAUCUCUCAUUUCCUAGUUUUAGGGUUCCUCCCGGCAACGAACGCAGAGAAAUUUGAAAAGAUGAAUCCAUUGACGCAGGUGAAGAAUCUACAGAAGAUAAACGCUAGGGAAUCAGAUUUAGGAAUAUCUGAUGAAGCUUCAUGGCACGCUAAGUACAAAAACUCUGCAUAUGUCUACGUCGGAGGCAUACCGUUCGAUCUCACCGAAGGUGAUCUUCUCGCCGUCUUCUCUCAAUAUGGUGAAAUUGUUGAUGUCAAUCUUAUUCGAGACAAGGGAACGGGUAAAUCUAAAGGUUUUGCUUUUCUUGCUUAUGAAGAUCAGAGAAGUACCAUUCUUGCUGUUGAUAAUCUGAAUGGAGCUCUUGUGUUGGGACGGACCAUUAAGGUGGACCAUUGUGGGGCAUACAAAAAGCACGAAGAGGAGGAUGAAGAGACGCGACGCCAGAAUAGAGAGGCUCGUGGUGUAUGCAGAGCUUUUCAGAGAGGAGAGUGUACUCGUGGUGAUUCUUGCAAAUUUUCCCACGAUGAAAAAAGAGCUGCAAAUACUGGUUGGGGUCAUGAAGAGGAUAGAAGUUCCAAGUGGGAUCAUGACAAGAAUAGAGAGGGUCGUGGUGUUUGCAGAGCUUUUCAGAGAGGAGAGUGUACUCGUGGUGAUUCUUGUAAAUUUUCACAUGAUGAAAAAAGAGCUGCAACUACUGGUUGGGGUCAUGAAGAGGAUAGAAGUUCCAAGUGGGAUCAAGACAAGUUAAAUGGUGCUAAAAAGGGUGGUACAAGUUUUGGCAAUCGAGGAGAUUUCAAACCUGAUGUGGAAGAGAAAAGUUACAGAGGAAGGGGUGAUGGAGAUGCCUCGUAUGGCCGCCCUAAAGAGAGAGAAAGAGUGGAUAGGGAGGAUAUGGGGCCAAGGUCAAGAGAUGCUUAUGAUAUGAAGGAACAAAAGAGAUCAGGACGGUAUGAUAAUGCGUAUUCUAGAAGGCACAAUGAUGAAAUUGAUUAUGUAAGGGAGGACAAGGGAUCCAGAGCACAAGAUUGGGAGAAAAGGAAGGCAGAAUCUAGAAGAGAUCGUAACGACAGGGAGGAAAAAGAUAGGGAUUCAUUAAGAAGGGAAGAUCGCCGUCGUUAAAGGGGUAGAUAGUGGUAUGCAUACUCAAUGGUUUUCAGUUUUAGCUAGUGUCUGUGGAAAUGACCUUUGUUCUUUCCAAGAGAGUUACCUGUGGUUAUAUAAACUGCUUCAUUCUGUAACGGGGAUUCUAUGUUUGUUGUGACACCUGAGACUUGUUGAUUUUUCCGUUUGGAAUGAAAGAAGUCGUUAUAUCCUUUUUCGUUUAUUUACAGAAUUUUUGCUAUCUCAUUAUACCUUUUGUUGUUAGUGGCUGUGUUGACCUGUGGUUACAGACUCAGGUUCUACAGGGAUGAGUGACUCUGGCUCUCCUUGUACGUGUCAUAUGGAUGGAUUAGUGCAACGCUUGCUGUUCUUGUCAUAUGCAAAUUAAAGA